GGGAGGAGGAGAAGCGGAGGAUGCAGAGAGAAAAGGAGGAGGAGAGGGCGAGAUUCCUCCUCAGUCACCCGGACUCGUACGUGGUGAAGAGAGAGAUGGAGCAGGGCCUGGACGGGAUGGACAGCUCUCAGGAGGCCUCGGGCUUCUUCACGGAGGACAGUGAGGACAAGCGUCUGUCGUCAACCAGACUGUGGGAGGAGACAGCCGAGGGGAACGACACACGGCCAGGAUCAGAGGCCCCGGUUGAGUACCACCCUCACUUACUCCAGACCUCCACACCAGACUUCCAGGAGGCCAGACAGCCCAACCUCACCUCUCUGCUUCCUGAGCUGGAUCCUGGCCUGGAGGCCGGGCUGGAGGCUGGCCUGGAGGCCCUGGAGAGGGAGCUGUGGGAGCGGGAGGAGGGCCAGGCCAGUGGCCUGCCCGUGGUGCCUCAUCCUAGGGAUGACCUCUCCACCACCACCCCUCCAACCACCUCUGCUGCAGUAGCUGGCUUGCCGAGUUCAACCCCCUCUGAUCUCACUGGCCUGUGGCUGCUCCAGGGGCGGGAUGAGGAGGAAGAGGAGGAGCAGGCAGAGAAGGAGGAGCAGAACGAGGAGGAGAGGAGGCCGGAUCUAAUAUACCUGGACCCUGUCCUUACCCAGAAUCCUACUGUGCCUGAGGUUGGAGCCCCGCCCAGCAGAGAGCCUCUUCAGCCCGGCCACGCUCGCACACACGGAUUGGUUGGCGAAGAGGAGGAAGGGGAGGAGUCGGAGGAGGAGGCCGACAGGAGACGGAGUGACUGGGAGAAGGCAGGAGGCCACACCCCCCUGACCACAGUCCCCUCCUCCUCUCUGGCAGCAACCGUGGGCUUCAACCAGGUGUCCUGGGAUAGGCUGGAUGAAGCCACGCCCCCUCGGGGUGGCAGUUCUGAGGUCAGAGGCAGAACCACAGAGCUGCUCUCGGAGGCGGGGCUGAUAGACACAGAGGGGGAGGAGCAGCAGGUGGUGUGUGUGGACUGGAGCGAGCUAGCUGGGCGGGGCUACGUCAUCCUCAACACCACUGAGAACCUGGACUGUGAUGAGUUCCGUGAGGAGAGUGGGCCCAGGCUGCUGGAGCUGGUGGAAACAGUGUUCUCCAGGAGGAUGAACAGCCCCCAGGGCUCCUGGCAGGUCUCCCUCAGCAAGACCCCCAGACAUGACCACCAGCUGCUCAUGACCCUGGCCACCCAACACGGUGUGAUCGCCACCAAGGAUGUGCUGUCUAUGCUGGGAGAGAUCAGGAAAGGGCUGCUUGAGGUUGGCAUCCAGAACUACUCUGCUGCCAGUACGUGCCACUCCCGGCCCAGCCAGACGCGGUCGGACUACGGCAAGCUGUUCGUGGUUCUGGUCAUCAUCGGGUCGGUGUGCAUGGUCAUCAUCACCACCGGACUCAUCUACAUCUGCUGGCAGAGGCAGCUGCCCAAGACCAAGACCAUGUCCCGAGGCGAGGAGCUACACUUUGUGGAGAACGGCUGCCAUGACAACCCCACCCUGGACGUGAUGAACGACAGCCAACCAGAGAUGCAGGAGAAGAAGCCCAGCACCAAUGGGAUGGCAGGUGGAGGGGCGGGAGGCGGGGAGGAGAGUAACCGCUGGCAGGUGUUGGUCAACCAGUCGGAGAGAGAAGCGGAAGAGGAUGACAUGGAGGAAGAUACCCAUCUCUGAAGGAGGAGAAGAACAGAGGAAGGGAGAGAGGGAGCGGGUUUCUUUACCCAUCUCUCUCUCUC
Messenger RNA from Hypomesus transpacificus, 1747 nucleotides. RefSeq names its product podocalyxin-like 2 (gene podxl2). The record is from RefSeq and is a predicted model, not a curated record. Bases 21 to 1685 code for a protein of 554 amino acids. The transcript has 8 exons. Lineage: Eukaryota; Metazoa; Chordata; Actinopteri; Osmeriformes; Osmeridae.